CUCUUGAAAGGUAGCCUGGAGCUCAAGAGCGGCCGGAAAGCAGAAUCCGAUGGCCGGGGACGAAGGAGGGAGUUCGGGCUCGUCUCCUGCUGCAGAGCCUAGUCCCGACACAGGAGCUGGUGCAGGUGCAGCUGGAGGAGAGUGCGGCGGCAGCAGCAGCAGCAGCAGCGGCUACGAUAGCAAAUGCAUUUUCUGCAGGAUCACUCAUGGGGAGGAGCCGGGCACCGAACUGUUGCCUUGCGAGCAUGAAGACCUGGUGUGCUUCAGAGAUAUCAGACCUGGAGCUCCACACCAUUACUUAGUGGUGCCAAAAAUACAUUUGGGAAACUGCAAGACUUUGAAGAGUGAGCACAUCCCAUUAGUGGAAAGAAUGAUGGCAGUUGGAAAGAGUAUUCUUCAGCGCAAUAAGUUUACUGACUUGAAUGACAUACGGAUGGGUUUUCAUUGGCCUCCAUUCUGCUCUAUUGCCCACUUGCAUCUUCAUGUUUUGGCUCCAGCCAGUCAGUUGGGAUUUUUGUCCCGAAUGGUAUACAGACUCAAUUCCUACUGGUUUAUCACAGCUGAGCAACUGAUGGAACGACUGAAGGCUGAAAGUGCUGCAAGCUGAAAAGCACUUGUCACUAAAUGGCACUUUAGUUUGUGACUGUUAAACAUAAUUGAAGACAAGUAUUGAAAUGCUGCUAUAUAAUGGUUGAACUAUUGGGUAGUGAACAUUGUACCCUAAAAUUCUCAGGCAAAUAUAAUAAAUUAAAACCCCCAAGCACUCUUUAGAGUAUUCAUGUCUACAGAUCAGAAAAUUAAGUGUCCAGUGUCUUCAAAAAGAUAACAAUGAAUCCUGCAUAAGAAAGCAAUUUAAUAUGUGCAUCUGGAUUGUCUGGUUUUGUUUAAACAAUAAAGGGGUUUUGUGCCUAUGCAAUCCAUGAGCAACUCUUGGCAUAACAAUGCUAACAGUAGUUACAAUGACUAUUGGUGCUAAAUCUCUUGAUCACUGAUGCAUUUACAUGAGUAAGUACAUCAAAAACAAUUACUCAGAACUCUGUGUAAUGAGAGGGAUUAUACUGUUGGACCGUGAUAUGGUUGUUUGAAUGUAGACUUACUUUAUCUAGUUAAGUGCAUGUAUUUUAAGAAUAGGAAGUGAAUUAUAGGACAGAACAAAAGUAAAGUCAUUGUUUGAACUUAAGGCUGUAAAGUUGAACAUAUGCAGACAGUUCAUGGGGCUUAUGCUGGGCUGAAACUUGACUCCUAAUUAUUGCUGUGGAAUGUAGAGGCAAUGUCAUAGAUAUUAAGGUGUGUUUCAAGCAGCAAGAAGCUACCACUUGGAGACAGAGCUUGGCAUCUAAGCCUUAGGGAACGUCAAAAUGGCUUGAAAUGACUUUCUCAGCACCUUUGCUGUUUAAUUGUUGUCUUAGCAGUGAUGUUAACAUUAUGCAAUGUUCAUACACCUUUUCCAAGAAAAAUUACUUGAAUGAGUAGUGAUUACAAAUGUGCAUUAUUUAAGCAAUGUAAUUGCUUCGUACAAUUGCCCAUUACAUUUGUGUUCAAAGUAUGCCAAAAUAAAACAACCACUCUUUGUGUAUUUCUGUGGACUUUAGAGUUUUAAUCGUCUUUAUUUAUUGGUUAUUUAGCAUGUAUUUUGCUACUAGGAUUAACUUCUGAAUGUUGGUUAAAAUCAUUCAGCAAACUCAGUCUCCAGUAGAGGAGGGGGAAGCUGCCUACCAUGUUGAACUGUUAAAAACUAAAUGUUAAAGUAUGAAUAGACUAUAUAUGUAUUGUGACUGUGAGUUUAUGUAACAUAAUGGAGUGAACAUAAUGGAAACCAGUUGAAACACUGUUAUGAGAAGGAAAAAUCCUAAUAAAAAUCAUUAUCUGUGGAA
This is a messenger RNA of Heteronotia binoei (common prickly gecko), 1874 nucleotides long. RefSeq names its product histidine triad nucleotide binding protein 3 (gene HINT3). Gene Ontology annotation, molecular function: catalytic activity. Lineage: Eukaryota; Metazoa; Chordata; Lepidosauria; Squamata; Gekkonidae. The transcript has 5 exons. The record is from RefSeq and is a predicted model, not a curated record. The coding region runs from base 50 to 607 and encodes 185 amino acids.